UAGCUUCAGCAUCUGUUACAUGUAGUAUCAAUGACGGAUUCCCACUAGUGCCUUCAAGAACCUCCUCCUUCAUUCCAUCGAAUCCAAACAAACAGCAUAAGUACACUUUGUGUGGCAAGCCAAUACUCUUAAUUCAAAAGCUCUAGCCUGCAGCUUCAUUAUUGAGAGAGAAAGAAAGAAAGAGAGACAGAAGCUCGAGAUGGGAAAAGCUCGUACAGUUGGUGUAGGAAUGGACUACUCUCCAAUCAGCAAAGCAGCACUUCGAUGGGCUGCUGAUAAUUUAAUGGAGGAAGGAGAUCGUAUCAUCUUAAUCCAUGUCCAGCCACCCAAAUCCGAUCAUACCCGGAAGGAACUUUUCGAGGACACUGGAUCACCUUUAGUUCCUCUUGAGGAAUUUAGGGAGAUUAACUUUUCCAAGCAAUAUGGACUUACAAAUGAUCCAGAGGUUCUUGAAGUUCUUGAUGCAGUGUCAAAGACCAAAGGGGUGAAGGUGGUGGCCAAGGUCUACUGGGGGGAUCCAAGGGAGAAGCUGUGCUAUGCUGUAGAAGAUCUCAAGCUCGACUCACUUGUUGUUGGAAGCAGGGGUCUAGGCGCUAUCAAAAGGGUGUUGCUUGGUAGUGUAAGCAAGUACGUUGUGACAAAUGCUUCAUGUCCAGUCACUGUGAUUAAGGGAACCCUUUCUAAGCGUUAAUUGACACAAGAUUGCUGUCUCUAUAAGUGGUCAUCACUUUCUGGAUGUAUAUUUUCUUUUAUAAAAGCUUAUUUAUAAUUCAAGUGCAAGUAUUGGCUUCUUCUUCUUC
This is a messenger RNA of Quercus lobata, 800 nucleotides long. RefSeq names its product universal stress protein PHOS32-like. Lineage: Eukaryota; Viridiplantae; Streptophyta; Magnoliopsida; Fagales; Fagaceae. The record is from RefSeq and is a predicted model, not a curated record. The transcript is spliced from 4 exons. The coding region runs from base 200 to 691 and encodes 163 amino acids.